CCUCGUAGUUGGUCCACUCUAUACUUUUCCGGCCGACAGAAAAAUCCGACGCCAACACAGCCACGUGCAACCGCACAACGUUGACGGGUCUCUCUCUCUCUCUCUGUCUCUCUGCACAUAUAUCCACACAAACGUAUUCUUCUGCAUCCGAAGUUUACAUAUCACUAUCGAAUUGCAUUUUGAGAUGGGCUCUAACGAUGACGACAGCAAGAGGCCGGCCAUUAUGGUGACCAACGACGACGGAAUCGAUGCAGCGGGUUUGCGAGCUCUGGUUCGAAGCCUCGUCUCCACCAACAAAUACGAAGUCCUUGUUUGCGCACCUGAUUCGGAAAAGUCUGCUGUUAGCCAUAGCAUUACUUGGCAGAAUGCUGUUUCUGCUAAGCAAGUCAGCAUUGAUGGAGCAACAGCUUUCGCAGUUUCUGGAACCCCAGCUGACUGUACUUCUUUGGGAAUCCGGUCAGCACUCUUCCCUUCGAAGCCUGAUCUGGUAAUCAGCGGCAUUAACAUGGGUAGCAACUGUGGUUAUAACAUUGUUUACUCGGGGACAGUUGCUGGUGCUCGGGAGGCCUUCUUCAAUGGUGUACCUGCUCUCUCUUUAUCAUAUAAUUGGGUCGGGGGUACAAGUAAUACGGAUGAUUACACACUGGCUGCUCAGGCUUGUUUACCCAUUAUAAAUGCCAUGUUGGCUGAGAUCAAGAACAAAACAUUUCCCCAAAAAUGUUUCUUGAAUGUAGAUCUUCCUACAAACGUUGCAAAUCAUAAGGGGUUUAAGUUGACCAAGCAGGGCAAAAGUAUAGGGAAAAUGAGAUGGAGGCAAGUUAAUUCUGAUAUGCAAGGCGGAAAAAUGCUGUCAACAAUGACAAUGGAGACAAAUUCAUCAUCAAGCACUGAGAUUGAUUCCUCAACUAAGUCACAGGAAGAUCUUUUUUUCAAAAGAGAAGUAAUUGGAGCAUACGUUGAAGAUGAUACAGAUUCUUAUUUUCUCCAAGAAGGAUAUAUAACUGUUACUCCUCUUGGUGCCCUAUCUCCUGCAGAGAUAGAAUCCCAGGCAUACUUCAAAGAAUGGCUUCCAGGUGUAGCCGAACGCUUUUCUUCUUCAGCAUUAUGAUGGGGAGCUGAGAAAAUUUAAGCGUGUUUGGGCUUUGGUGAAUUAAGGCCUUCCAUCCAGGCUCACAGCCCAUUGGACAAAGGGCAUGAUUGCUGGAGAAGACCACAAAACAGAAGGCAGAGAUUCCCUCUUGGGUUCUUACCAUUGGUGUUACUAUUGUUUGGUUCAAUUUCUAUUCCUUCCUGUCGUUCCAGAACUUUUAUCCUCUAAAAAUAUAUAAAACCUGACCCAAUUUAGAGUAUAUUUGGUAGUCUUUAUUUUUUUUUUUAAUUUCAGUUUUCAUUAUUAAUUGUCCUUUUUAAAUUUGAAAACAAAAAACAACUAUAAAAAUAAAAUAAAAAUAAAAAAUAAAAAAUAAAAAAUAAAAAAUAAAAAA
Diospyros lotus (date-plum) is the source of this 1484-nucleotide messenger RNA. RefSeq lists its product as uncharacterized. Gene Ontology annotation, molecular function: nucleotidase activity. The coding region runs from base 185 to 1108 and encodes 307 amino acids. Lineage: Eukaryota; Viridiplantae; Streptophyta; Magnoliopsida; Ericales; Ebenaceae. The transcript is spliced from 10 exons. Gene Ontology annotation, cellular component: cytosol. The record is from RefSeq and is a predicted model, not a curated record.